AUGAAAUUCGGAAGAAAUCUGCCGCGCAACCAGGUCCCCGAGUGGGCGGCCUCAUACAUCAACUACAAGGGCCUCAAGAAACUUGUGAAAGCAGCAGCAGAGAAAGCAAAGAAUGGGGAAAAGGUGGAUCCUGCAGAAUUCUUUUUCGCUCUUGAUCGAAACCUCGAAGAUGUCGACUUUUUCUACAACAAGAAACUCGCCGAGUUCUGCCGCCGGCUGAACCUUCUUCAAAACCGAUAUGGACGAACCCCCGAUGUUGUCGCUACCCUGGAUCAGGAUGAAGUCGAAGAAGUCAUGGGCGCUCUACUUGAGCUGAGAAGCCAGUUUCGAAACUUGCAAUGGUUUGGUGAGAUUAACCGCAGGGGUUUUGUCAAGAUAACAAAGAAACUCGACAAGAAAGUCCCAGAUCUUGUCACUCAGCGUCCCUACAUCACAACAAAGGUCGACGUCAAGCCCUUCGCAAAGGAAGCAAACACAGCGAGACUUCUUAAUGAGAUCAACAGGUGGAUGUCUGUGCUUUCAGAAGCCCAGACGUUUAACGAUACCAUGUCUGAACAUUCAACCCGUUCUCUGGGCCGAGCUUCAGCGAAAGGCAUGCUAAGCUUACCCCAAGCUCAACUAGAUGCGCUUGACCAAGCUGUACGUAACGACGAUGUUCUUGCUCUCGAGGACGGUCUUAAGGAAUGCAACGCUAUUGAGGAAGGCGCCCAUCCACUUCUCCUGGGUCUUCUCCAGCGGUCAAUUUCUGCGCGCUCCAAGAUAUGCAUCUCUUUUCUCGUUUCCAAUACCAAGACUCUGGAUGAGCCAGAUGACAUCAACGGUCGCAACAGCAUUCACCGUCUAGUUAUUCACAUUGGACGCACAAAGGCCACCAACGGUGAGCAAGAUUCAAAGUCUCGUCCUGUACCUGCAGGCUCGCAGUUCAGCAAUAGACACCUUGAACCGGGCUUAACUACCUCGAAGGCUGCCACAGCGUUGAAUCAGAACGAGGCUCUGCUCUUGAACAAGGAUGACGAGGCGGUUCAGCUUUUCAUAUUCCUGCUCGAGCAGCUACGCCCAGAACAGAGGAUUGCGCUCAAGAGCCGUGAUUCCUUCGGUCGUAUGCCACUUCAUUACGCGGCUCAGUUUGGCAUUGUAGUGAUAUGCCAGAUAAUCAUGUCCAAAAUGCAAGAAUGGGGCCAGUUCCAUGUCAAGGAUGGUAUUGAUACACCCGAGUGGCAGGACAAUGAUGGAUAUGCGCCCCUUCACCUCAGUGUUGUCGGAGGUCAUCCUCUAACCACCCGAGCACUCUUGCAGGGCGAGAACUGGGAAGGAUGCAGCAAAGGCAAGGCUGAUAUACGAAAGUCCAUCGCUAAAUCAGGUGCUGUUUUGGCCAUUGCUACAAAGUCAAACUACAGUGUCAUUGUGCAGCUCUUGAUAGAAGCUGGCGUUGAUAUCAACUGGAAGGACAAGACUGGCGAGACUGCGCUUCAUGUUGCCGCUCGGUUCGGGCAUGUUGAAUGCGCCCAGAUCAUCCUCAAGGGAACUCAAGAUCAAAAAGUAGACCUUGAGGCUACAGAGAGUACUUACUCCUGGACCCCCCUUCAUGUCGCUGCUGUCGACGGCAGAUCCAGCGUGGCAGAGCUUCUGGUUGAAGCCGGGGCAGAUAUCACACGUCUCGACUCGUCGGGAUGGACUGCACGGGAACAUGCUGCGCUGCGAGGCCAUAUGGAUAUUGCACGACUGCUUGAAACCGACACCCUCGAGGCUGAGUCUCCCCCAGUGAGACCAGUUGACACGCUGCAGCCAACACCCUCGGAUAUGUCAUCUAUCGAUGAACGACGCUCGAAUGGUAACGGAGCCAACAAUGUCUCGCGCUCUCAGGAUGCCAUCAAGAGUUUCGGACAUCGAUAUCUUACCAACGAAAGUCUCGUUCUUGUUAGUCUUGGGUCCAUGGACAUGCGAAAGAACGUUGAGCCAGUCAGCUUGGACCGCGUUCCGCUCACUGAAGCCCACAACACGCAACUUGACACUGCUCUCUCCAUUGUUGUGUCUGCUACGGGUGCUCAUGGCGAACCCACCAUCAUCGAUCUCCCAGUGCAUGAUAGCAUCUCGACUGAGCCCAUAGUUUUCAUGACAUUAGAGGCGGAAAAGGUGAAGCUUCUUUUCGACAUUGUUCCAACAUACUCUGGCAACGACAAGAACAAGGUUGGACGUGCUGUUGCCCUCCUCUCUUCUGUGAAACCAACACUGGGUUCUCGUCGUAUGAACUUACAGGGAGAUGUCUGUGUUCCUAUCAUGUCAAGCAACUUCGAUGUCAUUGGAACCGUCAACUUCAACUUCUUGGUUAUUACUCCGUUCCACCAUCCCAACAUGGAAGUCACCUCGCGACAGACAUACUGGAAGAAAUUGGAGUCUACCAUGCUAAUUGGCCAUCGGGGGCUCGGCAAGAAUCUGACGAGCAACAAGUCCCUCCAGCUGGGAGAGAACACGCUGCCAUCUUUCAUCGCAGCGGCUAACCUUGGAGCUCAUUACGUCGAGUUUGAUGUUCAACUGACCAAAGAUCACGUCCCCGUUAUUUACCAUGACUUUCUUGUCAGUGAAACAGGCAUUGAUGCCCCUGUUCAUACUUUGACAUUGGAGCAAUUUCUACACAUCAACUCGGACAAGAGUCGAGACUCGCAACAGCAAGCGAAGAAGAAGCCUCCUCACUCAGGAGUACCUGGCGAUUUCCGAGCGCGCAGUAACAGUGUGGCACCGAAACGCUCGCAAUCUAUGGGAUUUGCUGGCAGCGGGCCUGACGACUUGGAUGAACGCAUGAAGCACACAAAAGACUUCAAAGAGCAGGGCUUCAAGGGUAACACGAGAGGAAACUUCAUCCAGGCCCCCUUUGCCACCCUGGAGGAUCUCUUCCGGGAACUACCCGAACAUGUUGGCUUCAACAUAGAGAUGAAAUACCCUAUGCUACACGAGAGUGAGGAGCACGAGAUGGACACGUACGCAGUCGAGCUCAACUCUUUCUGCGAUACUGUACUCUCCAAGGUCUACAAUCUUUCCGGGGAACGUCACAUUAUUUUCAGCUCUUUUAACCCAGACAUCUGCCUGUGUCUGAGCUACAAGCAGCCUUCUAUUCCUAUCCUCUUCCUAACAGACGCAGGUUGUUGUGAUGUCUGCGAUAUUCGGGCUUCGUCGCUUCAGGAAGCUAUUCGUUUCGCGAGUCGCUGGAACCUCUUGGGUAUCGUUGCCGCUGCGGAGCCUUUCAUCAACAGCCCCCGGUUGAUCAAGAUUGUAAAGGAGAACGGUAUUGUAUGCUUCAGCUACGGUGUGCUAAACAAUGAUCCUAUCAUGGUUCAGCGUCAGGUCAAACAGGGCAUCGACGCUGUCAUUGUUGACAGUGUCCUCGCCAUCAGAAAGGGAUUGACAAGCGGAGAGACGCCUGCCGAGCUUACAAACGGAGAGGCUGAAACGAACGGCACUCUCAAAUCAACCCACGAGCUCAAGGAGAAGUUGGAGGAAUUGACAGUCAAUGGUGCGGGUCCUUGA
Fusarium pseudograminearum CS3096 is the source of this 3522-nucleotide messenger RNA. RefSeq lists its product as uncharacterized. Gene Ontology annotation, molecular function: glycerophosphocholine phosphodiesterase activity; protein binding. The transcript has 4 exons. The record is from RefSeq and is a predicted model, not a curated record. Gene Ontology annotation, biological process: glycerophospholipid catabolic process. Bases 1 to 3522 code for a protein of 1173 amino acids. NCBI's taxonomy places the organism in Eukaryota, Fungi, Ascomycota, Sordariomycetes, Hypocreales, Nectriaceae.